AUGGUGGUAAAGCUUCAGAUCUCCGGCCAUGACGAGGUGGACGGUGUUAUGUGGUACGACAUCGAGGUGACGAAUGAGAGCGGCAGAUCCUGGACGGUGCAGCGCCGCUACAACGACUUUGCCCAGCUGGACGGCGACCUAAAGAAGUCCAGGUCCUUGGAGGUUCCAGAGCUCCCUGGCAAGGAGGUCUUGAACCCCUUGAAAGUCUUUGACCGCGACGGUUUCGCUGACCGGCGCAUGGAGGGGCUCAGAAGCUACCUCGAGAGCUUGGCAGCACAAGUCCAGACUCUGGCACAGGACCAGGUGCUGGAGAAGUUUCUGCAGGUGGACCUCACCACGAGGUCUUUGCUCGCGGCCGAUGGUUCCUCUGUGACAGGCGACGAGGAAGCGGAGCCCACCAGUGGAGUUCACCCAGCGCUGACCCGGGCUGCUGGCCGGUCUUUGCGUUGGCUUCUUGGUUCUUGGUUCAACGAGGCAGCCGCACGGCAGCCGUUCCGUGCUAUGAACGAUAACGAAGCCUUCAAACACGAAACAGUGUCCUUUUCGAGAAGUGAAGGGGAACAGAGCUUGGAGACGGCAAUGCUCAUUCUGCUGGCCGGGCUGGCGGUGACACUGUCGAGGUUCACAACCUUUGCGACGCCUGCAGGAAGCUCUUCCCCGCGAAGGGAUUUUCUGAAGAGCAUGACCGCUGGACUCGCAGCCGGAGCAGGCAUGCAGGUGGUCGACGUCCAGCCGGCGCAAGCAGCCAUCACAAGAUGGUCCGGCAUCUACAAGGACCCCAAGCAUCCAGGCUGCGAGCGUGGCAUCACUAAGGAUGGCGACGAGUUUGUCAUCUCCGGCACCAGCGCUGUCGAUGGAGCCAAAGAAUGCGAGAAGGACAUGAAGACCAAAAAGUGGUACCUCGUCGCCACGAAAGGUGGCGAUGAUGAGCUGAUAAUUGAUUUUUCGCCCAAGGGCGGGCCCAAGGAUGCUGUUGCCAAGUGGGACGGUGACGGCAUCAUUUUCCCCGAUGGCAACAGGUGGUCCAAGAUCAAACGCAAGCCGGAGGAAGCAGCAGACACCUACCUCGACGGCCCAUCUUCGCCUUUGGCCAAAUUCCGUUAA
Symbiodinium sp. CCMP2592 is the source of this 1104-nucleotide messenger RNA. Lineage: Eukaryota; Dinophyceae; Suessiales; Symbiodiniaceae. The record is from the annotation of a GenBank genome assembly.